Messenger RNA from Aspergillus clavatus NRRL 1, 1347 nucleotides. RefSeq names its product SET domain protein. Bases 1 to 1347 code for a protein of 448 amino acids. The transcript has a single exon. Lineage: Eukaryota; Fungi; Ascomycota; Eurotiomycetes; Eurotiales; Aspergillaceae. The record is from RefSeq and is a predicted model, not a curated record. Gene Ontology annotation, molecular function: protein binding.
AUGGCUGGGAAAAAGCGAUUGCCCAAAGACGAGGAAAGUGUUCUGAUCGAACAGUCCGCAACCCAGAGGAAGAGACUGCGCAUCAACAAGCAAUUCCCUGAAAGGUUAAGGAUUCGUGGCCGCGCUCGUGCUAAGGAUCGGCCCGCAUGGAAGGAACCCUCAAAGUGGCUGCUCGAACAGCUAAAACAGGAAGACGAUCUGCCUGAGAAGUGGGCAACCGAAAAACAGUUGGACGAUAUGGUUUCCGACAUUCUGGCUGCGGUGUACUUCGAUAUCCAUUACGUCUGCAAGCUCAGAAACUCCAUAAAAUGGAUGAAGACGAAGUCCGAACUCGCAUAUUAUCGACAGCAAAUCAGGGCGGCUGCUGCACUCGUGGAUAGGGCCAUCGCGCGGGAAAUGCUCGUCAAGGUGAAUCCGUGUUUUGAUAGCAGUCAAACCCAUCAGGCACAGCAGGAAUCGGAGCGUGUCAGCCACUUCAUUCGAAUUUUGAGUUGGAAAAUGUUCGCCAUGUGUGCACUUGCUGAAGCCUUCCGAAGAGCACUUCACAAGGAGGACCAAUUCGUUUGGGAGAGUCUGCUGCACAAGAUCUAUGAAAACCGUUUCAGCAUUGACACCUUUGCUCAAUCGCGACACUUGGAUUGGCAGGGUCAGCUACUGAAGCAUACCCACCAUCCGAUACCAGCCAUUCGACGCGCAUUGAUCCCCACAGUUGACCUGUCUCAAGAGCAUUUUCACCAUUAUGUCGUCCAGGAUGGCCAUCCAAGAAAGGCAUGCCACCUAAAGCCUCAAAUCAACAUCGCCGAUAUCUCUGUGUUCAGGCCUAAACGCUUCACGGAUGGAAAAGAUCCCACGAUCCGCGAUCUCGAGCGCGACGGACUGUGUGACCUAUGCGAUGCCGCGCACGAAUGCAAUUGCAUGCUGGUCUCUCUGGCAGGAUGUUUAGUCGAGCUCGUUGACUACCCUCACAAGGGGGUGGGCAUACGAUCUCUGGCUAGGUUCAGGAAAGGUGAUAUUCUGGCCCAAUAUGUGGGCGAGCUGCAACCUGUAGAUUACUAUGGGGAUGAUGUGUAUGCUCUGACGCACGAGUCCAAGAUGAUAAGCAAACCGCUUGCCAUCAUAUCCGCGAAGCGUUAUGGGAAUUGGACACGAUUUAUCAGCCAUUCUUGCGACCCAUUAACAAUAUUCACCAGGAGAACCAUCGGCAAACGAACCAUGACGGUGGUGGAAGUCAUCCGGGACAUCUCUCCGUUCGAGGAGAUCACGGUGGACUACGGUAGAGCGUAUUGGAAAUCUCGAACGUGUCUGUGCGGAGAACCCCGAUGCUACUGUAAACAGAGCACGAGUUGA